Messenger RNA from Bufo bufo (common toad), 714 nucleotides. RefSeq names its product protein kinase C delta type-like. The coding region runs from base 1 to 714 and encodes 237 amino acids. The transcript has 5 exons. The record is from RefSeq and is a predicted model, not a curated record. Gene Ontology annotation, biological process: protein phosphorylation. Gene Ontology annotation, molecular function: ATP binding; protein serine/threonine kinase activity. NCBI's taxonomy places the organism in Eukaryota, Metazoa, Chordata, Amphibia, Anura, Bufonidae.
AUGGCGUCUUCUAUGUCACAGAUGCUUGUUCUACUUGGGCUGGAAUACAUGAGCUGCGGGGACUUUGAUCAGUUCCUACGGAUGAAGGGGCGGCUUGACAUCCCCAGUGCAAGAUUCUAUGCCGCUGAGCUUGUGUGUGCCAUCCAAUAUCUCCAUUCUAAGGGCAUCGUCCACAGAGACCUCAAGCCUGAGAACAUCCUGGUGGCUGAGACGGGACAUAUUAAGGUCACGGAUUUCGGUCUCGCACUUGAGAACAUGCUUGGAGACCGCACAGCCACCGAAUAUGCUGGGACAGAAGGCUAUGUGGCUCCUGAGAUGCUGGCUGAGGAGGAGUAUGGUGUCGGAGUGGACUGGUAUUCAUUUGGGGUCAUCUUAAAUGAAAUGAUUACCAGUCAGUGUACUUACGAUCCUACACUAUUUGACACAACACGCUCCGGCGCUAAAGUCAUCAUUAAAAAGCUCCUCCAGAGAGAUCCUGCCAAGCGCUUAGGAGUCCACGGUAACAUCAGAGGCCAUCAUUUCUUCCAGCAUAUUGACUGGGUCUCUGUGGAAGCCCUUCGGACGGCCCCACCACACAUCCCUGUACCAUCUAUACCUCAACGCCGUUCCACACCAUUCAACCUGGACGGAAUAGAGGCAGCAGCGGCCAAGAAGGGACCUUUACCAUUAAAACAUCAGGCCAUUUUCAGAGGGUUUUCAUUUGUCACCCGGUAA